This is a messenger RNA of Phaeoacremonium minimum UCRPA7, 1107 nucleotides long. RefSeq names its product putative uroporphyrinogen decarboxylase protein. Gene Ontology annotation, cellular component: cytosol. The coding region runs from base 1 to 1107 and encodes 368 amino acids. NCBI's taxonomy places the organism in Eukaryota, Fungi, Ascomycota, Sordariomycetes, Togniniales, Togniniaceae. The transcript has 5 exons. The record is from RefSeq and is a predicted model, not a curated record. Gene Ontology annotation, biological process: heme biosynthetic process. Gene Ontology annotation, molecular function: uroporphyrinogen decarboxylase activity.
AUGACGGAGCAAUUCGAGCCGUUGCAGAACGAUCUGAUACUCAGGGCAGCAUGGGGCGAGGAGAUUGAACGGCCGCCAUGCUGGGUGAUGCGGCAAGCUGGCCGUUAUCUACCAGAGUACCACGAGGCGAAAGGCGACCGAGACUUUUUCGAGUGCUGUCGGGAUCCAGAAGUCGCCUCGACCAUCACCCUCCAGCCUGUCGAGCGAUUCGCAGGGCUGCUCGACGCAGCGAUUAUUUUCUCGGACAUCCUCGUUGUACCGCAAGCCAUGGGCAUGACAGUUGAGAUGGUCGACAAGAAGGGCCCGCACUUCCCUGACCCGCUGAAGAGUCCGGCUGACAAACAAUACGAGGAGGUCAUGGCGAAGGCUGUCGAUGUUGCGAAGGAGCUAGACUACGUAUACAAGGCCAUUACCGUGACAAGAAGAAAGCUCAAGGGCCGCGUACCACUGAUCGGUUUCUGCGGCGCCCCGUGGACGCUGCUCUGCUAUAUGGUCGAGGGCGGUGGCACUAAGCUUUUCAAGGAGGUCAAGACAUGGAUCUACAAGUACCCCGAGGAGAGUAAGAAGCUGUUGCAGAAGAUUGCGGAGGUCUGUGUAGAGUACCUGGCGCUACAAGUGAAAGCAGGUGCUCAGCUUAUCCAAGUCUUUGAUUCAUGGUCAGGGGAACUCUCCCCAGCGACCUUCAAGCAGUUCUCGGAGCCUUAUCUGCUCUACAUCGCAGACAACCUUCCAAAGAAGUUGAAAGAGCUUGGUCUAGACCCGGUACCCAUGAUUGUCUUCCCCAAGGGAUCAUGGUAUGCUCUAGACUCAAUGUGCGACUCAGCGUACAAUGUCGUUGGUCUGGACUGGCUUGUCGACCCAGCUGAUGCCACGAAGAUCCGAGGUGAUCGAAACACCGUGCUUCAAGGCAACGCAGAUCCCGGCGUACUGUAUGGCUCCAAAGAGUCAAUGCAGCAGGUAGUGAAAGAAUUGGUGGACGGGCUGGGUUGGGCUCAGAAAAAGAAAGGAUGGAUCUUCAAUUUAGGUCAUGGUAUCACCCCCUUCGUCAAGCCGGACGAUCUAAAAUUCCUCCUCGAGGAAGUCCACCGGCAAACACUAGCUGCAUGA